AUAUUGAAAAACUUGCCAUUGUAGCUAGCUGCACGCAACUGCUCGCGGUAGCUGAAGACGGACAAGGGGAGACCGAAAUGGCAGGGCGCGGGAAAAGAAAACCAAAAUCUGAAUCUCGGAGUACGGAAUCAGCCAAUGGGGAGUCGAAGAAAUCGCGCUUGGGGCAGAAGGAGCAUGAUUCAGCUUCACCUGUUUGUGAGGUACCAGCGGAGGUGAAGGAGGAGGUGGAGCGGUUGUACAAGCUCCGAAUGCCAGACGAAUUUUAUCACUUCUGGGACUUUUGCAAGCGGCUGUCGCCAGAUAGUCCACGAGAUGCUCUCAUGGAAACCCUGGGACUGCAGCUUGUUGGACCUUUUGACAUUCUUUCGGAAAGACACAAGGCCUCUGCAAACUCUCAGCCCAACUACUACCUGCACUGCAGGCACUUCUAUGACCCACCUGAGCUGCAGACCAUUCUUCAAGGAAGUGCUGAAACUCAGUACCACAUGGGAUACUUCAGAGAUUCUCCUGAUGCCCUUCCAGUUUUUGUUGGAGAAAAUGAGGCCAAGAAGGGCUGCACCAUUACACAGAUGGGAGACAAUCUCUUCGGAGCUGUUCUACUAUUCUUGGCGAAGAAGAUGAAGGGACGGGAUGGGAAGAAGGAUGAUGAUGCUCUGAAGAGCCUGCAGGAGGAGCUGAGGCAGGCGGCAGAGUCCCUGGACCUCCCCCUGGACCAGAAAACCAAAGGCAUGAAGCUAAGAGACAAGAAGGUGGUCACAAAGACAUUCCAUGGAGCAGGCAUCGUGGUCCCCGUGGAUAAGAAUGAUGUUGGAUACAGGGAGUUACCAGAGACAGAUGCUGGUCUCAAGAGGAUAUGCAAGGCCAUAGCCGAGGCCAAAAAUGACGAAGAGAGGAUGAAGGCUUUUGCCCCCAUUCAAGAGAUGAUCACUUUUGUCCAGUUUGCUAAUGAUGAAUGUGAUUACGGCAUGGGCUACGAGUUGGGCAUUGACCUCUUCUGCUAUGGUUCUCAUUACUUUUACAAAGUUAUACGUCAGCUGUUACCCAUGGCCUACAACCUUCUGAAGAGGGGCCUGUUUGGCGAGAUCCUGGAAGCCCACCUUACUAACCGUUCCCAUGACAACUUGGACCAGCUCACGCCUGCGUGAAAGAAGUCGGCCAUCCUAAAGGAAGCCAAAUGAAUGGAAAGAACAGGAUUGGGGUUUUUAUAAGCUGCUGCUGCUGCUAAGCAUUUGUCUGUACGUUGUUUGUUUUGUGGUGGUCUUUUUAAUGUUCAAAGGUGGAUCUGUAAUAAAAUGUUUAUUUUUAA
This is a messenger RNA of Engraulis encrasicolus (European anchovy), 1306 nucleotides long. RefSeq names its product histone PARylation factor 1. Gene Ontology annotation, biological process: DNA damage response; regulation of protein ADP-ribosylation. Gene Ontology annotation, cellular component: nucleus. Lineage: Eukaryota; Metazoa; Chordata; Actinopteri; Clupeiformes; Engraulidae. The transcript has 8 exons. The record is from RefSeq and is a predicted model, not a curated record. Bases 78 to 1145 code for a protein of 355 amino acids. Gene Ontology annotation, molecular function: poly-ADP-D-ribose binding; histone binding.